Messenger RNA from Debaryomyces hansenii CBS767, 2586 nucleotides. It is a transcript of the gene RNR3, whose product is annotated as Rnr3p. Lineage: Eukaryota; Fungi; Ascomycota; Pichiomycetes; Serinales; Debaryomycetaceae. Bases 1 to 2586 code for a protein of 861 amino acids. The transcript has a single exon. Gene Ontology annotation, biological process: DNA replication; deoxyribonucleotide biosynthetic process. Gene Ontology annotation, cellular component: ribonucleoside-diphosphate reductase complex. The record is from RefSeq and is a predicted model, not a curated record. Gene Ontology annotation, molecular function: ATP binding; ribonucleoside-diphosphate reductase activity, thioredoxin disulfide as acceptor.
AUGACUAAUACAAAAGUUAUCAAAAUUAAAGAUAAAACUGAACAGUAUGAAAAUUUUAGCAAAACGAAACUCUUACAUUUUUUGGAGAAUUUGGCAUUUGAAUUGGAUACGGAAUAUAUAAGCCUCGAGGAAAUAGUAAAUAAAGUAAUAGAUGGGUUACCUGACUUGAUUUCUGUGAAGGAUUUAUUAGAAUUAUUAGCAGAAUCAAUUGCCACCAAAAUUAUUUAUCAUCCAGACCAUUCAAUAUUAGCCGGAAGAGUAGAGGCAGUUAAUCUACAAAAAAUGACUGAUUAUACCUUUAGUAGUAAUGUUAUUCGAUUGAGAAAUUAUAAAAGUAAUAAAACGGGCAGAAGUUAUGGCGUGGUUUCCGAUGAAUACUUUAAAACCGUAAUGGAACAUAAGCAUGUAUUGGAUUCGAUUAUAGAUAGCAGAAGAGACCUUGAGUUGACAUACUUUGGGAUCAAGACGUUGCAAAAUUCUUAUUUGUUGAAGUUGGAUAACGUUGUCAGUGAAACUCCACAAUUUAUGUUUUUAAGAGUGGCCAUAGGCAUUCAUGGCGAUGAUAUUGAUAGCGUGAUUGAAACUUACGAAUUAAUGUCACAGAAGUAUUUCAUACAUGCAUCACCAACAUUGUUUAAUUCAGGAACUGAAUAUAAUUAUUUAUCAUCAUGCUUUUUGCUUGCAAUGGAGGAUGACUCAAUAGAUGGCAUUUACAAAACCUUACAUAAAUCUGCAUUAAUUUCGAAAGCAUCCGGAGGAAUUGGACUUCAUGUACAUAAUAUUAGAGGAAGUGGGUCAUAUAUAGCUAGCUCAAAUGGAACAUCAAGCGGUUUAGUUCCUAUGUUGAGAGUUUUUAAUAAUACUGCAAGGUAUGUCGAUCAAGGUGGCAACAAAAGACCUGGGGCAUUCGCCAUAUAUAUUGAACCAUGGCACUGUGACAUUAUAAGUAUAUUGGAUUUGAAAAAGAAUCAUGGUAAAGAAGAAAUGAGAGCCCGAGAUUUGUUUUACGGUUUAUGGAUACCUGAUUUAUUUAUGGAGAGAGUCAAACAAGAUCUAGAUUGGUCACUCUUCUCGCCUGAUAUUACUCCUGGAUUAAGCGAUUGUUAUGGUGAUGCUUUUAAAACCCUCUAUGAGAAGUAUGAGGAAUCAGGAAAAGCAAUUAGGACUAUUAAAGCUCAAAAAUUAUGGCGUGCCAUUCUAGAAUGCCAAACUGAAACUGGUGGUCCUUAUAUGUUGUUCAAGGAUGCGUGUAACCUGAAAUCAAACCAAAGGAAUUUAGGAACUAUCAAAUCAUCUAACCUUUGUUGUGAAAUUAUCGAAUAUUCAUCGCCCGAAGAAACUGCAGUUUGUAAUUUAGGUUCUUUAGCCUUACCUUCAUUCAUCAAGAACAGCAAUGAAUUAGAAUACGAUUUUGAUAAGCUUCAUACAGUAACAAAAGUAUUAGCGAAAAAUUUGAACAAGAUAAUAGACAUUACCAAAUACCCUAUUGAAAGUGCCAAAUUCUCAAAUAUGAGGAAUAGACCCAUUGCUGUAGGUGUUCAAGGACUAGCUGAUUUAUUCUUGGAAUUAAGAUUACCGUUCGAUUCUAACCAAGCUAAGGUUUUAAAUACGCAGAUUUUUGAAACAAUUUACCAUGCUGCAGUCGAGGUAUCUAUUGAACUAGCAAUUAAGGAUGGUCCUUACGAUACUUUUAAGGGCUCCCCGAUUUCGGAGGGAUUAUUCCAAUUUGAUCUUUGGAAUCAUAAACCAUCCCAACUAUAUUCUGAUUGGGAUGAAUUGAAACUAAAAGCUAAAACAUUAGGCGUUAGAAAUUCAUUACUUGUUGCGCCAAUGCCUACUGCUUCGACAUCUCAGAUUUUAGGCUUUAAUGAAUGUUUUGAACCUUACACUUCAAAUAUAUACAAUAGAAGGGUAUUAUCUGGAGAAUUUCAAGUGGUUAACAAAUACUUAAUGAAGGAUUUAAUUGAUUUAGGUAUUUGGAAUUCGUCAAUGAAGAAUAAGAUAAUCUUGGAAAACGGAUCUAUUCAAAACAUACCCAGUAUACCAAAGGAAUUGAAACAACUAUAUAAAACUGUUUGGGAAAUAUCACAAAAGGUGAUUAUUGAACUAGCAGCUGAUAGAGGAAAAUUUAUCGACCAGCUGCAAAGUAUGAAUAUUCAUUUACAAGAUCCUACUUUUGGUAAGUUAACUAGUAGCCAUUUCUAUGCAUGGGAAAAAGGAUUGAAAACUGGUAUGUACUAUUUAAGAACUCAGGCAGCAACUAGAGCUAUUCAAUUCACUGUUGAUUUAGCUGAGUCCAGGAAACUAGACGUACAACCAGAAGCUGAUAUGAGUACAUUAAAACGAAAAUCGUACCAUGAAAUUGAUAGGAUUGAAGGGGUACAAAAAAAAUUCAAAUCUGAAAAGCCCAAAAUGAUAGACAAUACAAAGAAAUACAAAUCUGAUACCUACAUAACACCAGAAUCAGCUGGAAUUGAUAGUCCAGAAACGAAAGGAGAUACUGAAGAAUCAUAUGACAUUUAUGAUACCACACCAGUUGCCUGUGAUAUUAAUAAUGUUGCGAACUGUGAUUCAUGUUCUGGAUAA